AUGGAAGAUGCCCGUGAUUUCGUUCCGGAAUGGGGCCAGCUCCCCGUCGAGCAAUAUCUUAUUAGAUAUUGGGACCACUCUUCGCCACAAAGCCCGGAGCAGCAGCGCAGUACACUGAUCCAACAAUUCCUGCAACUCGACACGAUUCAACCAGAAUGGGACACAACACUAUUCACCGCUGACAGCUGGAAAAAGCCUUCCCGCAUCCCGACCCCAGACGAGAUUACAAAUAUCCUGCAGCCCUGGCGUUCUGAUGAGCUGCGCCGUAUAGCGUGGCGUAUCUGGGGGUGUAAUAAUGUGCAGCCACUUUUAUUGCGUACUCACUAUGACCCCAAGUAUAAUGAAUCAGUGGAGGAAUGGCGAGAUAUAGAUGAAUAUGAAAUGGAAUCAUGGUGGUCUAUCCUUGAUAACCAGAAUAUAUUUAACUUCGGCGCGGACUGGAAACGCAUCUUCACCAUUUUCCCGGAGGCCGCAGGCUACUUGGGAGAGUAUCCGCGGUGGCCAGACAUGAAACUCAUAAAGAAAUUCCAGGCUCUGUUCAAGCAAUCCCUAGACGGCGCCAAGCGGCGGAAGAAACAGACGUGGAGGCAAGAUCUCAAUACCUCGCUCAUCCAAGCAAACCCUAGUGCAUGGAACCUGUUGCAGCUCAUUUCGAUUGGGUAUAUCCUGAUUGCAGACGAGGAGGCCUUUCAUACCAAUCACUUCCUUCUUGUUUAUUUUGAUGGGAACCAGAACGUGGUCGCGCAAGGCCGAGUACCCAUUACUGAUGAAGGGGUGAAACAGGUUUUACUUGACUGGGACCAGCGGGAGCCUCCGUACUCAAUUUUUGAGGAGGGGAAUAUUGGGGAGAAGUAUCUUGUGGAUGGUGAGAUAGGCAGUUGGUUGUACGAGUUCACCAAGAAGGAUCUGGAAGAUGACCCGCCUGCGCCAGCGGAAGAUGAAUAA
Molecule: messenger RNA, 945 nt
Organism: Aspergillus puulaauensis
Lineage: Eukaryota; Fungi; Ascomycota; Eurotiomycetes; Eurotiales; Aspergillaceae
Exons: 2
Coding region: 1-945 (314 amino acids)
Source: RefSeq, a predicted model, not a curated record